GACAAAAAGCUUUUUGUGUAAGAAAAGGAAAGGUUACAUUCGUUUGGAAAAUGAUAUUUCAACAAAAUUAUUUGAUAAGUUUUUGACAAAGGUGACGUGGUUUUUUUAAAUUUUUAUUAUGAAAAGGUAAGUUAACACGUGCGGCGAAAAGAAAGGAAACUGAAAUUAAAUGUAAGUUAGAGAGAGAAAGUGAAGAAGAGAGAAAGGGGGAAAGUGAGACUGCGAGUGUGCGGAGUGAGAAAUUGAGAGAGGGAGGAAGUAAGGUCGCCGAAGUUUCUGAUUCAGUGAAAGCGAGAUUCCGGCAAGCAUUUCGCCUUCAUUAGUGGAGGAUAAUUAUCAGUGAAAGCGAGAUUAGAAAGAGAGAGGACAAGAGAAAGCGAGAAACCGACAAAGGGAGAAACAGGAAAGCGAGAAAGAUAGAGAGAAAGAGGGAUAAAGUGAGAACAGGAAUGAGAGAGUGAGAGGAGUUAAGCAUUGCAGAUUAGUGGUGGAUAAUUGUAGUCAUUGCCGCCGUUUGGGUGGGUUACUGGAGACAUGUCGUAGAAGAAGUCGUCACCGACAACGAAUUUGUCUUCCCGAGCGUCCAAUCGAACCUUUGCCGGAGCCCAUUUAAUUUAUUUAACCCAAAGGUAACGUAUUUCGUUCGUAUUACGCAGAGGAUGUGUAGAGAAUGAUAUAAUUUAGUUUUGCAAGUUUGACUGAAUUGGGGGAUGUGCUUGUAAAGUUGAUCUUGUUAGCUGUAGAUGUGGUUGUUGGUGAUUUUUGUUUUUUUGAGAGAUAUGGUUGGUGAAUGAGCAUUUUAUGUCUGUGUUUGGUUGUCCAGUUUGUGUAUAGGGUGUUGACGUUGGAUAAAUUUAUUGUUGCAUUUACAUGUCAUAUUUUGCGAUGCGUCUGGUGUGUGUGAUGUGUAUGGCAUUGUAGGAUUGUAAGAUGGACCGCAAACGUGAUGGACAUGUUGAUUGCUCAGAGGAGAAGAAGAUGUCGAAUGAACAAGUUCCCUCGACUAUUGCAUUGGAUGAAUGUCAGAGUUGGUGACAAAGUCAUAAGGAGUGCAUUUGAUAAGAAUAUGUGUGUUGUUGAUGUGUCCGUGUCAGAUGAAGAACUUCAUCAUGAUGUUGUAAAAGAAGCAUUUAAACAAUUUGGCACUGGCUAUAGAAAUGAAGAAAAAAAUGACAACGAAGAGGUUCUUCGUCUUAUCGAGUAUGAAGAAGGUGAGAUAGCUGGUAUGGAACAUUCAAUUUUUGAAUUAGAAGAAAUGGUUGCAAAAUGUACGGGUGAGGUUGGAAAUGAGGACCCCCCAAAUGAUGCUUGUGUGGAAGAUGUGUUUGAUGAUGACGAUGAUGGAGAUGACGAAAUGGCUUUAUGACCCUCCUACUAAGCCGAAUCAGGAUGAAGAUGUUGUUGUAAAUGAUGACGGUGGACAACAUAGCAACAUGUAUGACCGUAUGAAGGCCCAACCACGAAGGCGGUUCAAGAGUGUUGUGACAAGAACACCUUUUUCUGUUUAUCGGAAUAAGAAGAAUUUGAAAUUGAAAUGACCAACAUUGGGAUGAUGUAUUGAUGAAUUUACGUUCUAUGUGGAUGUUAUUAUUGCAAUAGGAAAUGUGAUGUGUAUUUUCUUUAUUUAUUA
Messenger RNA from Vigna unguiculata (cowpea), 1630 nucleotides. RefSeq lists its product as uncharacterized. The record is from RefSeq and is a predicted model, not a curated record. Lineage: Eukaryota; Viridiplantae; Streptophyta; Magnoliopsida; Fabales; Fabaceae.